CAUUCGAUUUUUCGCAAAUAAAAAUAAACUCUGUUUUGACAAAACCAAACAAACUCGUUCCACUUUCGGAAAUUUGAAAAUUCAAAAACAGUUUUGCUUUUCGAACGUUCUGUGCGACGCAACAUGGAGGUUUUACAUUGUAGAUAGAGACAGUGUUGACAGAUCGGUGGCAAUCAGUUAAGAUGAGCGAUUGCAGUUUUUUAUUAGGAACUCCUGGACGUUGAUCGAGUGCGUUAUCUAUGCUGUGUAGGCUGAUAAGCUAAGUAAAGAAAGUGGACACAAUUCAAGGAAAACACUGGCUGGUUUUGGCAACAGGACAGGAGUGUGUUUAAAAAUACAUUGAUCACCACAGAGGUCGAGGACAUGGCAAACAAAAAGAUGACGCUCUUCAACCAAAUGCUCCCGAACGAAAAGUAAUACCAAGAACAUGUAUCACCAAUUGAAUUUAUGAAAGCUAACAUGGACAAAAACAAGAAAAAAAUCCAUGUCAACGGCAAGUACAAGAAAAAUGGGAAGAGCGACUACAAAUUGGAUGACGAAGUCAUAACCACUUGCUGCUUGUGCGUCAAAACUAAAAAGAGCAAAAAGAAAACUAUCAUAGCGGGAUGUGUCACCAAUCUGGGCAUAUUCGUUCUUCUCCUUGCGUAUACUUUACUGGGUGCUUUCGUAUUUCUCGCUAUCGAAGGUAGCGCAGCUAAAAUGCAUCAGAAGACACUGGCGACGACGUCAUACCAAGCCAAUGACAAUCCGAAGAUUCCGAUCUCAAAACUCAAUGGCAGUUUGACUCAAGCCAGCGCUGAACUGAGGUCGCAAACUGUGGAAAGCAUUUGGGAAAUAACUGUGUCAUUGAAUAUUUUGUAUAAGGAGAAUUGGACGAGACUCGCUGCUCAAGAAAUAGCGAGGUUUCAAGAAAAGCUGGUGGCCAGGGUCGCUGCUGAUGUGUCGGCGCAGUACGGAGGCGCCAGAGCUUUGGAGGUAGCUCCGGCUCUGGUGGUAGACGACUACGAAUGGAACUUUGCUAAAGCAUUCCUCUACUCACUUACUGUGUUAACUACAAUAGGUUACGGGAGCGUAGCUCCGAAAACCGCUUUGGGGAAAGCAGUCACAAUCGGCUACGCAGUCAUAGGUAUACCUCUCACUCUUCUAUAUCUAUCUGUCGUCGGAGCAUUACUAUCACGUCUAGCAAGAAGCGUGUUCAGCAGAGCAUUAUGCUGCUGUCUCUGCACCAAGUGCGGGUACUGCUGUCUCGAUGAGCGAACUAUGGCGAGCAAAGAAAGAAAAGAGAAAGUAAGAAGACAAGACGACUACAGAACUCAGACAUUGCAACUUCAAGAACCUUACUACGUUCGGUCCCCAUCAGGGACAAUUAUAUCCGCAUCACAAGCGCACAGCGUCAGCACAAAUUCAAUAAAAGACAAAACUCAAGGUCUAAGUUUUCUACGAGACUGUGACUCUUUGAGCUGCACCGACACGGAUUCAAAGGUGUCUCUUCGUGGGUUCUCGAUCCUAGCACCUGUAUCCCUUUGCCUUGCAGCAAUAUUCACGUACAUUUUCUUUGGUGCUCUGGUUCUGUACCAGUUGGAAGGGUGGAGUCCUAUUGAUGGGGUGUACUUCUGCUUCAUGAGCCUGAGUACCAUUGGCUUUGGGCAUCUGGCGCCAGGAGCUACCCAGAAGAACGGCGCGUCGACUGGCACGGUUUGGUUUUGCUCAAUUUACAUCAUGACCGGUCUGGCUUUGACUGCCAUGUGCUUCAACGUGCUGCACGAUGAGAUAGUCCACCGCUUGAGGCAUCAUGAGAAGGUGUUGAAGUCGAAUACUCAGAAGGUGUUGACGUCGGAAUUCCUGCAUCGGUCUUGACGGGACGAUAGUGGGAACUUGACUGACGAUACCAUGAUGAAUUCUGAAGGAGAGUCAUUGCCGGAAGUACUCCAUCAUGUAUCUGUAACCAGGUGUGAUGGAGGUGCAAUCAGGCGGUCAGUUUACACACUCAGAGAAGAAAAGGAACCAGAGCGAUUGACUCCGAUGUAAUUAAAAUAGGACUAGCCAAAGACUCCACACGUUUCCUAACUUUACCUAUACAUUCCAUAAGUCUCACACUAUUAUCUGUAGAAAAAGACUUCGUUCAUAGUUUAUUUGGCGCUGAAAAAUCAUUUUCAGGGUAGGGUCAAGAUAAGUACAAGUUGGUUUGAGUGUUUAUUGUUCAGUACGAGUAUAAUCGGAUAAUUAUAUUUGUUAUUAUCUUUUAUAUAUUUUGGUAAUUCAUAUAUUUUAGUAACGAUAAGUAAAAUGCUCAAAGUUAAUUAAUUUAAACAAUCAGUACUUAGACGAAUUAUUUUUCAGAGUUAUCAAAUAGCAAAGGAAAUACAGUGCGACAUUACUUAUUCGCCAACUUAAUUGACUAAUUUUGUUCAUUUCAAGAAAGAGAAAUCAAAUACUAUUGCUAAUUAAAAAUUAAUUGGGUUUCCAGUGUUAAAAUGAAGUUGGUAUUCUUAAUUAAUUGUUAAUAAUGUACUUAAAAAUUAUUUGGUUAGUAGACAAUAUGAUUUUGGUAACUUUUACGAUAUUUAUUUACUAUAUUAUUAUGUAUGCAUUUGAUGAAGUUUGUAGAAAAUAGGAUAGACAGAGUGUUACAUAACAUCACAUAUGAAACAAAAUGAACUAAUAAGUAAUGAAAUGACUGACCAUAUUUGUUAAUUAUUUUAAUUAGGUAAUUAACGUAAGGAACCCUUAGGAAGAUAUACUUAAUCGGUUUUUGAACCUUAGAUUAACGACAUUAAUGUAGAAUAAUGUAAUUAUUGUAAAUGUAAUUAUUAAUUUGAAUACAUUUUGUACUAUUUUUUUUUCAAAUUAAUGAUUUUUUGUCGGAUUGAGAUUGGAAUAAAAAAGGCAUAAAGGUAGCAGGAAGGCGCUGGAUGCAGGCCGCUACCAACCGGGCGAUAUGGUAAUCGUUGGGGGAGACCAAUGUUCAGCAGUGGACGUCCUGUGACUGAAAUGAUGAUGAUGAUGAUUUUUUAGGUACUGAUUAUGCUGUGUUUGAAACAUAGUAAAUUCAGCCAUAGAUAUGAAUACUAUAAGUAUUUUUUUUAUGAUUUCGUGUUAAGUGCCAAAGUUUAACUAAUGCAUUUUGAAAGUUAUGUAAAACAAGCUGAAAACAAAGACGUGAAAUGAAAUUUAGAUGAAAACAUAUGGCAGAAUGGUCACUCGUUUUUCUUUAGUUUAUGAUCUUAUAUUAAUGUGUAUUUCAAUGGUUUCAAGUUAUCUUCAAAAGUGUAGAAAAAAGAAAUUACAUAUACAUAUGGAGGAUAUUUCACUGAUUUUAUUACUUACCUUCUCUUGAAAUUAAAAUAUCAUUAACGAGUCUUUUGGUUGACCAAAUAAAACGAGUCUACUUUCUUUCGAAAAGUGGCCAACUGCAAUUUAAUUACCGAUAAGUAAUUAAUUAUAACUAACCUUUUUGUAUAAGUAAUGAGAUUAGGACGUUCGGCAAGCCAAAUUUAAAUUAUAUACAAAAUUGUAUGACCUAUGUACGUAUAUGUAUAUCAAGUUGGAAGGUUGUUCAACAACCGCGUAGUUCUUUGUUUUUACAUUUAUUAUAGGUAUGUGUGAACACCAUUUUUUUUGUAAAAUUGUAUGGAAUGUAAAAACUAAUUAUAAUGAUAGAUGAAUAAAGGAUUUU
Molecule: messenger RNA, 3676 nt
Organism: Ostrinia furnacalis (Asian corn borer)
Lineage: Eukaryota; Metazoa; Arthropoda; Insecta; Lepidoptera; Crambidae
Product: potassium channel subfamily K member 18
Exons: 3
Coding region: 448-1857 (469 amino acids)
Biological process (GO): stabilization of membrane potential; potassium ion transmembrane transport
Cellular component (GO): plasma membrane
Molecular function (GO): outward rectifier potassium channel activity; potassium ion leak channel activity
Source: RefSeq, a predicted model, not a curated record